Molecule: messenger RNA, 1453 nt
Organism: Puntigrus tetrazona (Sumatra barb)
Lineage: Eukaryota; Metazoa; Chordata; Actinopteri; Cypriniformes; Cyprinidae
Product: caspase-8-like
Exons: 4
Coding region: 1-1077 (358 amino acids)
Biological process (GO): proteolysis; regulation of apoptotic process
Molecular function (GO): cysteine-type endopeptidase activity
Source: RefSeq, a predicted model, not a curated record
AUGGACGAAAAAGAAUCAUUUAACAAAAUCCUACAAAAUAAAACUUUCCUCUUGGAGACUUUAUCUGCAGAUCCCAAUAUCAUCUUGCAACAUGUGCACCAGGAUAAACUUAUCACUCAACGGGACUACGGGAAUCUCUCAGAUACUACAAAAAGAGAGCAGAAAGUCAUCGACCUGCUUGACAGACUCAUGGGCAGGGGGGAGCAAACUUGUUGUCAGUUUAUAAAGCUUCUAAGAAAGGACGAAAUAUUGGAAAUUUUUCCAAAACUAAAGAAUCACGCGGUCAUCGCUUUUCCAGCCGUGCCAUUCCAGCAUCCAGUGCAGGAGGUCUCUGAAUACAAAAUAGAACGAAAUCCACGUGGCGUCUGCAUGAUCAUCAAUAAUGUAGAAUUUGCAACCAUGAGUGAAAGAAGGGGAUCGGAUAAGGACCAAGAGCGUCUUGCCAAAGUGUUCAGCUGGCUGGGGUUUACAGUGGAGGAGCACAGAAAUAAAACUGCAGAUGAGAUGAAGCAUCUUCUCGAGGACUUGGGGAGGACCGUAGAUGGAGACUGCUUUGUUUGCUGCGUCCUCUCACAUGGCAUGAAGGAAGGAGUCUAUGGAACCGAUGGUGCUGUUAUUUCUGUGGAUCAAAUACGAGAGCCUUUCAAAGGCAAUAAAUGCCAGGCGCUAGUCGGCAAGCCCAAGCUGUUCUUCAUACAGGCAUGCCGUGGGUUAAGAAAUCAACAGGGUGUGCAUGUCCAAGCAGAUGCUCAUGGUGGCAGAGAGUCUGAGAUGGAGAUGGAGAUGGAUGAUGAUGAUGAUUUUGAUAUCACGUUCCCGGCCGACACGGAUUUCCUUAUUGCCAGGUCAACCAUCGACGGUCACCUUUCUUAUAGAAAGCCAGAGCAAGGCUCCUGGUUUAUUCAGUCGCUUUGCCAAAACCUAGAGCUCCAUUGCCCAACGCGUACAGACAUCCUGACAAUCCUGCUUAAAGUGAAUGAUGAUGUUAGUAGCCAGGGAUUGAGGUCCAAACAAAUGCCCGUCCAGGAAGUUGCCAUAAGGAAGAAGCUGGUCCUGCUGCCACCAAACCUCCAGUGACCUCCUCUGCCUUUAACUGCAAAAAUAACCUUUUAAUUCAUCCUGAAAAAGUAAUGCUAUAUAUAUAUGUAUAUAUAUAAAACAUUAACCAUUAAUCUUUGCCAUAGUGUUAUUGUUAUGGUGCUUUAUCAGUGCAGUAAGACACAAAGUUUUAUCUUAACUUGUUUCACAGGGAACAGUUUUACCAUGAACUGAAAUUUCACUGAAAUACACACUCUUUAUUACGCUUAAACAUUUUGAAAUUGUAAUUCUCAGGUAUUCGAUCUUUAAAAGGCAUGUCUAUAGUGAAUGUUAUAGCUUUGAUUAGUUGCUCUUUUUGAGUGUAACCGAUUGAAAAGUUUAUGAACCUAAAUAAAUCUGCAAACCGUUAAAUAUC